This is a messenger RNA of Zychaea mexicana, 1542 nucleotides long. RefSeq lists its product as uncharacterized. The transcript has 6 exons. Lineage: Eukaryota; Fungi; Mucoromycota; Mucoromycetes; Mucorales; Lichtheimiaceae. Bases 1 to 1542 code for a protein of 513 amino acids. Gene Ontology annotation, cellular component: cytoplasm. Gene Ontology annotation, biological process: protein transport. The record is from RefSeq and is a predicted model, not a curated record.
AUGGCAAGUCUACUCUCAAGCGCAGCGCAGGUAGCAACUCGCCACCGAGCGUCAUCCUCAGCCUCUUCUUUAGCACAACCACCUGCCCCUCAACAUACCAACCACCCAACCCAUUCACCUUCGAUUCCUGCAGCCGCGCAUAAUUCCACUCGAGUUCGCUCAGCAUCGCAAUCAAAUCCUCAAACAGCCCCAUUCUCGACCAGCGCACCAUCGUUUCAUUCAGGCAAUCGAAAUUCCCGGCAUUUAUCUUUGGACACCAACAGCAGUGACACUGGCAACGAUGCUACUACUCCAUCAACAACACACAUACCACCAGUGACAGCACUCAAUAUUGAAUUUGAAGGCGGCACACAUGUCAUUGUUCGACCUAACCGAGUUGUUCGAGGUAUGGAAUUUCGAGCUGAGGAAUCCGCCAUGGUUAAAGUCGAAGAAGGUGGUGGCGAUGGUCGAGGGGAGUGGGUACAUCAAGCAAUCACCACAUUCUUUGAGACGGAUUGGAAACUUUGGGGCAAUGACUCGAGCAACUAUUCACAAUCUGCCUGGGAAGAGUUGGAAGCGGGUCAUUAUGAAUUUCCAUUCGCCUUAAAGUUUCCAAAUGUCAAUUACCCACCAUCGAUGGAGGAACCUUCAGGGUUUGCAAUUCGGUACAUAUGGACGGCACAGGCUGAUGGGCCUGCGCUUCAAUCGGGAACUAAGAGUCGUGAAUACAUCACACCUUAUCGACCGAUAGUAAUUUCCACUCCAGGCAAGGAAUGGGUGUACAAGACCACCCUUAUAAAAGACAAGAAGCAUGCGGUUGCAGAAGCACAGGCAAAACUCUACAAACAAUCCUAUUGUCCAGAUGAGCCGUUUGAAAUGCAGCUCAACUUGACCACACUCCACGCGGAUGCCAAGAUCCUUGCCAUUACCUACAAGUUCCGUAAGCAUCAUGAAGGCAAGAUGCUCGUCCAACAAGGGACUGCUUUCCGGGAACACAUCCGGACGGUUCUCCAUGGCAGUGUGCCGAUCACGACGUCUCCUGUUUCAGAGACAGUGUGCUUUGACGUCCCAACACGAUUGGUCUCGCCGUCCUUCACCACACGCCAUACACGAGUUCACUACGGGCUCCAGUUUCUCAUUACGGUCGAACAAGGACAUCUGUUCAAGAAUAACCACGUAUUAGAGUUCAACAUUCCACUCAUCAUUGCCAACCUGUCGAACGACCACUUGCUCCGUAUUCCUGAUCUGACAUCGAUGCAAAACUACCGCGACUCGAAAGACUGUCCAAUGUUUUUCAACGCAGAUCUGGAUGAACCGCCAGAGCCACAAGGAUUACCGAGCGAGUUAAUAGGACCCUUGACGGCCGCAUUGACACAAACGCCUCCGCAAAAUGAGGAGCCACCCAAUUACUUUAGUUUGCCCAACUUGCCGCCACAGCUAGAGUUACGGAAAGAGCGCAAGGAACGGACAGUGUAUUUGACACGACCGGCAAGGGGAGCAUAUCAUGCUUCUGAGCUGGUCGAGGCAGUCAUCAUACCUGGCUUGUUUGAUGAAGACUGGUAG